Messenger RNA from Lecanosticta acicola, 2793 nucleotides. Lineage: Eukaryota; Fungi; Ascomycota; Dothideomycetes; Mycosphaerellales; Mycosphaerellaceae. The record is from the annotation of a GenBank genome assembly.
AUGGACCUUCCCUCGCAGCCUAACCUCCGGGUCACGAGUAUGUCUCAUGUCCUCCUGAAGAGCUUGGUCACGCGCGCAUUGGGAGAGGGACAUAGGGGCUAAUUAUUGGACAUAGUCAUUGCGGCAGACGGACUGUACAAGAGAGAUGUCUUCAGUGAGUGCCGCUUGGGCUGGGCUCCGAGAUGGGUGUAUACUGAUACUGGUCGGCAGGAUUUCCCGACCCGUUCGCGGUUGCGACGAUUAGUGGCGAGCAGACCAGGACCACAGGCGUCAUCAAGAAGACGCUGAAUCCAUACUGGAAUGAGAGCUUCGAUAUGUACGUGGGGCCUUCAUCCUCCAGCUUUCACUGGGAGCUUGGCUAACAUCGCGAUAGGCGAGUGACCGAGGAGAGUAUACUUGCCAUCCAGAUCUUUGACCAGAAGAAGUUCAAGAAGAAGGACCAGGGCUUCCUGGGCGUGGUCAACGUAAGGAUAGGCAGCGUUAUCGACCCUGACGCUGGCGGCGAUGGUAUGUCCUCACGAAUGACGUUUCACGCCUGCAUGCUAACACACACCAGAAAUGAUCACGCGCGACCUUCGCAAGUCGAAUGACAACCUGGUAGUCAAUGGCAAGCUGAUUCUGAAUCUCUCCACGAACCUGCGCACGCCCAUCGCAAACGGCAAUAGCAGCAGCUCUCGUCCCACUGGAUCCUCGGCUGGUGCUACUACGAACGGCGCGCAAACUCCUUCUAGCGCAGGCGGUGCCCAGUCAACCACUUCUCUCGCAGGUGAUCGGCCGACCAGCAAUCCUGGUUCAUCCGCCGCUUCCCGCCAGAACGUCAAUACCGCCUCAUCUUCCACGGCCAUGAACGGUACGAACGGCUCAGCCAGACGAGAACAGUCUGGAUUCAGCGCUUUCGAGGAUGCACAGGGAAGAUUGCCUCCGGGCUGGGAAAGAAGAGAAGACAAUCUCGGCAGAACAUACUACGUCGACCACAAUUCUCGGCAAACCACAUGGAUUCGACCGACUGCGAACUACAAUGCUGGGGAACAAAGGGCUCAGAUGGAACAGCAACAGUCCGUGGAGCGAUCCCGGCAUCAGGCCCGUAUGCUGCCGGAAGAUAGGACUGGCACCAACUCGCCGACUCUGUCGGACAGACAAGGCUCGCCCUCGCAAACACCAAGUGCUGCCGCAAAUGCUGCCAACAACGCAAACGCAGCUCAGAUGGUGCAUACAGGCGCCACGACCGCCGGGACUGGCGAACUUCCAGCUGGCUGGGAGCAGCGUCAUACACCAGAGGGACGAGCGUACUUUGUCGACCACAACACUCGUACCACCACGUGGGUUGACCCCAGGCGGCAGCAGUAUAUCCGCAUGUAUGGUCAAAAUGCCGCGGGAAACACGACGAUCCAACAGCAACCUGUGUCACAGCUGGGCCCUCUACCAAGUGGGUGGGAGAUGCGUCUUACCAAUACGGCUCGCGUCUACUUUGUUGAUCAUAAUACCAAGACGACUACGUGGGAUGAUCCGAGACUACCAUCCUCGCUGGAUCAGAACGUACCGCAGUACAAGCGUGACUUCAGGAGGAAGUUGAUUUACUUCAGAUCGCAACCCGCACUGCGUAUUCUUUCUGGACAGUGCCAUGUCAAGGUUCGACGUACACAUAUCUUCGAGGAUUCAUAUGCGGAGAUUAUGCGUCAAAGCCCGAACGACCUGAAGAAACGACUGAUGAUCAAGUUUGAUGGUGAAGACGGAUUGGAUUAUGGCGGUCUCAGCAGGUACGUGGAAAGGAAGGAGGUCAGAUCUUUCGCGGACGCUAACAAACGACAGAGAAUUCUUCUUCCUUUUGUCUCAUGAGAUGUUUAACCCAUUCUACUGUCUUUUCGAAUACUCGGCGCACGACAACUACACUCUUCAGAUCAACCCGCACUCUGGCAUCAACCCCGAACAUCUGGGCUACUUUAAGUUUAUUGGUCGCGUGGUCGGCCUCGCCAUCUUCCACCGACGGUUCUUGGACGCCUUUUUCAUCGGAGCCUUUUACAAGAUGAUACUCAAGAAGAAGGUCACGCUGUCGGACAUGGAAGGAGUGGAUGCCGAGUUUCACCGAACGCUCAGCUGGGCGAUGGACAACGAUGUCACCGAUGUCAUCUACAGCACCUUCUCCGUGGAAGAUGAGCGAUUCGGAGAGAAGGUCACUGUCGAUCUGAAGCCUGGUGGUCGGGACAUCGAGGUGACGAAUGAGAACAAGAGGGAGUAUGUCGAGCUCAUCACCGAGUGGAGGAUCCAGAAGCGGGUUGAAGAGCAAUUCAAUGCGUUUGUGGCUGGGUUCCAUGAGUUGAUUCCGGCGGAUCUGAUCAACGUCUUCGACGAGCGCGAAUUGGAGUUGCUCAUAGGAGGUAUUGCCGACAUCGACGUGGAUGACUGGAAGAAGCACACGGACUACCGUGGGUACACGGAGAACGACGUUGUGAUUCAGAACUUCUGGAAGGUAUGUACAGCCAUGGCGAUGCGGGGGCGGAAAGGCGAGGCUGACAGGUUGAAUAGUGUAUUAGGAGUUGGGACGCAGAACAGAAGUCCCGGCUGCUGCAGUUCGCGACGGGAACAUCGCGUAUCCCCGUGAAUGGGUUCAAGGACCUGCAAGGAUCCGACGGGCCCCGACGGUUUACGAUUGAGAAGUCUGGGGAGGAGACGCAGCUGCCGAAAUCGCACACGUGCUUUAACCGGUUGGAUCUGCCGCCGUACAAGAGCUUUGAUGCGCUGACACAGAAGCUCACGUGGGCUGUGGAGGAGACUGUGGGAUUUGGACAGGAGUAG